This is a messenger RNA of Acaulospora morrowiae, 975 nucleotides long. NCBI's taxonomy places the organism in Eukaryota, Fungi, Glomeromycota, Glomeromycetes, Diversisporales, Acaulosporaceae. The record is from the annotation of a GenBank genome assembly.
AUGUCUACGAACUCAAAAAUUACAGCCCAAGUGUCACCUCCGACCAUCCUAGUCUCUAAAACAGAUGGAAAGUUUAGAAGUGCCGCAUCAUGUUUUUCGUGUUUAGUUACUCACCCUUUGGAUACAACUAAAGUUCGUAUGCAAACUACCAUUAGUGCUAACGAGCUAGGAUCUUUGGGAACUGCGAUCAUGAUAAUAAGGAAAGAAGGAAUCCUUGGAAUAUACAAUGGCAUUUCUGCCAGUAUAUUAAGGCAGGCCACGUAUUCCACAAUGAGAUUUGGAAUUUAUGAUAAACUGCGCACUCAUCUAACUAAAAAUGGAGGUAACUCAUCAUCAGGGGUUAUAUGGAUUCGCAACUAUCUUGGAAUCAAACCCCUUUCAUUUGCGGCAAAGAUUUUUUGUGCGUCAGCGGCAGGCUGUGUGGGUGGUGCAUUUGGUAACCCUGCAGAUCUUGUUAUGGUAAGAAUGCAAAACGAUGCCAAAUUACCAUCGGAAUCAAGGCGGAAUUACAAGCAUGCAUUCGAGGGUCUCUUUAGAAUUUAUAGAGAGGAAGGAAUGAAGGGUCUUACAAGAGGGAUAGGUCCAAACGUUAAUCGGGCCAUAUUGAUGAACUCUUCGCAGUUGGCAUCUUACGAACAAUUUAAACAAUUGUUAUUGGAAACCGAGUAUUUUCAGGACAAUAUAAUCACGCAUUUUACAUCCAGCUUGUUGGCAGGAUUGGUGGCUACGACUAUAUGUUCGCCGGUUGACGUUAUUAAGACGCGUGUCAUGAAUUCUGGAUCCAAACAAAAGCAAAAUAUUAUGACAAUGCUUAAGACAAUAGUCGUCCGAGAAGGACCAUUUGCAUUAUUUAAAGGAUGGGUACCGGCGUUUGUGAGAUUAGGUCCACAUACAAUAGUGACAUUUUUGGCCUUGGAACAAAUCAAAGGUUUUUAUAACAAACGUAUAGAGCUCAGAAUGAAAGCUACCGCUUAA